GAGACAGACCAACUUCCUUGAUCCGGCAAGCGCGGUGCUACAGAGGAUAGCGGAAGCAUUGCAGUCGUGGACUCCUCCGUUAGGUGGCGAAAUGUCGCUAGCGCGCUUCUGCUGGGAAUGUCACUCUGUAUAUGGAGCUGUCGGUGUAACCUGACGCUUCAGGACAUACUUCCCGAUGACCCUCGACAGUAUGACAAGACAUCGCCGCCCAAGAAGAAUGGCCGUCCAACUGUUGUGCUAUUUCACGUGACGGUCAUGAGCUUGGAUUCUAUUGACGAAGAAUCCAUGACGUACGCGGCGGACAUUUUCUUCUCACAGUCGUGGAAGGACCAUCGGUUACGGUUGCCAGACAACAUGACGGCUGAGUACCGGGUGCUAGAGACCGACUGGCUGGAGCGGGUGUGGCGGCCCGACUGCUUCUUCAAGAAUGCCAAGCAGGUCACCUUCCAGACGAUGACCGUGCCCAACCACUACAUAUGGCUCUACAGGGACAAGACCAUCCUCUACAUGGUCAAGCUCACCUUGACGCUGUCCUGCGCAAUGAACUUCGCCUCCUACCCACACGACACGCAGACUUGUUCAUUGCAGAUGGAAAGCCUGUCACAUACAACAGACGACCUGGUAUUCGAGUGGAACGAUCGAGAUCCACCCGUGGUACACACCGAUUUUCACCUGCCUCAGCUCGACCUAGAGUACACCGACCCACAAGACUGUACGGAGUCCUACUCGACAGGUAACUUCACCUGCCUCCAGCUCACGUUCAAGCUGAAGCGACGACUGGGCUACUACAUGUUCCACACCUACAUCCCCACCUGCCUGAUUGUUGUCAUGUCCUGGGUCUCGUUCUGGAUAAAGCCGGAGGCUGUGCCGGCAAGGGUGACGUUGGGCGUCACCAGCCUCCUCACCCUGUGCACGCAACACGCCAAGAGCCAGGCCGACCUGCCUCCCGUGUCGUACAUCAAGGCCAUCGACAUCUUCAUGUCCUCCUGCACUGUGUUCGUGUUCGCCUCGCUCAUGGAGUACGCCGUCGUCAACGUCAUCCUCGAAGACGGCUACAAGCACUUCGAUGUAGUGCGAAGACGUGGGGAUCUGGAUAAUCCGUCCGAGCCAAGCUGGAGAGAACAAGGCCGACUUCGGGCUCUGCUCAUCGACAGAGUGUCGCGCGUGGUUUUUCCCACGAGCUUCGUGUUUCUGAACGUCUUCUACUGGUUCUUUUACGUAGUCUUCGCGCGACGCCAGUGCAUCACCGCAAACACGACGACGGAGCCUGACAUGCAAUGCUAUCGCACAGCUACUAGAGAGAGUCAGCGCGUCCUUUAUACGCGUGUAUAUAAAGCAACAGUGUUAUCGGAAUGCAUGGUUGCCCCACGACGGUUGUGACACCUUGCGAAACUUCAUCUAACCGCAAAUUUCAGACUUGCAUCUUUAUUGUGAGAGAAAUUACGUAGAUACCCAAGGCGCAAAUACGCCGUAGCCGAGUGGUUCCGUAUCAGGUCUAAGGGCGAUAACAUCGCCUCACGCGUCGUGUGUUAUAACUACUAGUUAAAUUGUGUGAGUGCAGCUAUCGAUCGCGACAGCAACGGAAAGGAAACGCACCGGAUGUCUCCGUCAUGUUUUACUCUCAGCUGACGUCACUUUCCUGGCUUCGUGUUCACUGAGACUAGUUGGUGAAAUGUUGCAGCCUACCAUGACGCACUAUUUGACGCCCUAUAUGACGCACCAUGACGCGACUUAGCUGACAGUAUGGGUAUUGCGCCGCUUCAUGGUUUCUUUUAGGCACGUU
This is a messenger RNA of Rhipicephalus microplus (southern cattle tick), 1783 nucleotides long. Its product is annotated as glycine receptor subunit alpha-2-like. Gene Ontology annotation, biological process: monoatomic ion transmembrane transport. NCBI's taxonomy places the organism in Eukaryota, Metazoa, Arthropoda, Arachnida, Ixodida, Ixodidae. Gene Ontology annotation, molecular function: extracellular ligand-gated monoatomic ion channel activity; transmembrane signaling receptor activity. Gene Ontology annotation, cellular component: membrane. The record is from RefSeq and is a predicted model, not a curated record.